Mucor mucedo is the source of this 1245-nucleotide messenger RNA. RefSeq lists its product as uncharacterized. NCBI's taxonomy places the organism in Eukaryota, Fungi, Mucoromycota, Mucoromycetes, Mucorales, Mucoraceae. The record is from RefSeq and is a predicted model, not a curated record. Gene Ontology annotation, molecular function: protein binding. The transcript has a single exon. Bases 1 to 1245 code for a protein of 414 amino acids.
AUGGAUACAUUUUUAAAAGGAUAUUACCUCCCAAAAGAAAUUGUGGAGUUGAUCUUUGGGUACCUCGAUAAGGACAACGAUAUUAAAAACUGCCGUCUGGUAUGCUCGAAUUGGAACUCUAAUGUAUACUCCAUUUGUUUUAAGUGUGGGAUUCAAGUAGCUCUGGGAAGCGCUAGUAGAUGCGAAAAGCUUAUGAAAGACCUGGUCGAGUUCCCUCAGUUGGUUUCCAAAGUUCGGAAACUAUGUCUUAGCUAUAUCGAUGAAGACCCUAUCGAACCCAAUAUGUUUGUCUCGUUACUGGAUCAAUGUACCUACAUUGAGAAUCUCAGAUUUUGUAUAAAUCAAACUGGCGAACAGUAUUUGUUGGCGUUGUUCAAUGACACACCACAUAUCUCACGUAUGAAAGAAAUCACUGUAGAUAAAGUACACUUUUCUUCUAGACCUAUUCGAAUAAGCCAUUUGUUGAUCAACUUCGUGUAUCGUAAUUCAAUAACGGUGUUGGAAAUAAGUGAUGUUCGCAAUGAAACAGCUGCUGGAAUUUCCGUUGAUGGGAAAAUAUAUAUCGAUUCAGCAUAUAGGAAAAAUCCAAGAUUAGCUAUGAAACUUGAUUUUAUGGAUGAAUCUUGUCAUACAUUGAUCGAAUUCGCUACUAAAUUUCCCAAGUUAAAGGUCUUGAAAUUACUGCCAGGUUUGCUUUCUGAUGAUAUUGAUAUCUCUGCUUUGAUGGAGGCAAAUAUGCAUACAUUGGAAACAUUGCAUAUUUUUGGUUCUCAUUGUAAUUUGGAUAUGAAAAAACCAUUUUAUAGCUGGCCAACUGUCAAUCCAUGCAACUCUAUAACAGAAAUUGAUAUACGCGUACUUCGAGUUUGCGCAGGAACUUUGGAAUGUGUCAUGACAUUGACAAAUCUUCAAAAGCUGGUCAUUAAUCUGGAAUUACAUUCAACCUUUUAUGAAAGAUCUUCUUUUGACAAAGAUAAAUCUCAAUUAUUGAUAGAUCGAUUCACUUCAUAUUGCAAUAGAGUCAAAAAGGUUGAAGUCUAUAUGGUUUACGAAACGUUUGCUGAAGACAAUGCAGUCGUUCGAAGACAGAUGGUUACUCAAGAUGGUCGAUUAAUUGACAUGGAACAUAAAAUCAGUUCUUGCUGCAGCGAUUUAAACAUAUUUUUUACGAGGGCGUUCAAUAUCGAAGAUUAUGAUAUUACUGAUCAAAAUGUCUAUAUUUAUGGUGAUGGUGACACUGAAUGA